CCAUGCUUCUCCUUCAAUUUCACCCCCGCGCGACAAUGUGGUGACUCCCCCCUAUUCGAUUCCCGAGCUCCAGAAGUAACGUCUGUUGUCCACAGAACGUGACUCAAGACAUCCCGCUGUCCGGACAUUUUGCAGGGAGCUGUAUGAGAAUUUCCUACACUAACGUUGCUGUUCUGCCAAUCCUAGCUUGUCCACUCGAUUUGUAUUUGUUCAUACUCGUCUGGCCCUGCAUAUUCGCUGGCAGGACAGGAAAAGGAGGACAGACCUUCAAGAAUCUGUUGAAACGCUGAGAAACGUGCCUCGGUAUUCUGACGGUCGGCUCCGUUUGCAGUAGAGGACACAGAACUCUCAUUCGUGUGCCACUGGUUCUGGUGAGAGAGAAGCCACGCCUCGGGGGAUGAAGCCGGAUGGGGUUGCCAUGGCUACCAUGGAGCCCACAGAAGCACUAGGAGCUGAACCCUCCCAGCCGGUAACGUCCGUUUUGGUGAUGGAGGAGGAGGAGGUGCCGCAAGAAGGCUCCCCCCCAACGCAACCCGAGGAGCAGGCCCGAGGCGCCACAGCGCCCCCCGCCGCCAAGGAGGGCAAUGGCAAGGCAGCAGAGACCAAAGACAAGCCCAAAGGUACAACCAAGGCCCGGCCCGGCACGGGUGGCACCGCCGGCGCCAAGACCACGAGCCAGACGAGACCCAGCACUCGCCCGGGCACCGCUCAGAGCCGUGUGAUGAACGGAGUCAAGCCCUCAACCAACGACCUGACCAAGAAAACCGCACCGGACAAGAAGAGAACUACAACUACCACAAGUACUGGAGCGUCAUCGGCCACCGCAGCUAAAAAGCCAGUGGGCGGAGCCACAGCUGCUGCUUCCUCGGUCAGGACCCAGACCAAGGUGACUGACAGGAAGCAUGUGGGAGUGCCCCGGACCAACUCUGCUGCUACCGCAGCAACCAACGGUACCAAGACAACCACAGGGAAUGGUACUCUAAGCAAGAGACCAACGACUGGACCAGUUAACGGGACCAGACCUAAAACUACAGCUCCCAGGCCGACAUCUGCCCCGAAGCCCAGCACUUCCGUAGCCAAACCAGACAGGACGACGGUUCCCAAGGCAACCAGACCUGCCACCCAGCCACCUACAUCUCGCCCGGGCGUCUCCACGGCCACAUCCAGGCCACCAGGCACCUCCACCACGGCCAGGCCUCCUGCCCAUAGACUAGGUGCCACAGCCCCCCCUGCUGGCAGGACCACAGUAGCACAGUCAUCCAAACCCACCACUGCUAAGAAAGAUGUUACCAGACCACCAGCUAAAAAGCCUGUGGCGUCGGCCACUACCAAACCAGAUGCCCCUAAACCGACCACUGCCCCCAGAUCAGACACAGUCUCCAAGCACCCCACUCCCUCCAAGACUGCCGACCUCAAAACAGCCAGGCCCCAAGCCACACGGAAAGCACCCCCUACCGCCCGGCCACCUGCCACCCGACAGCCCCUGGGCCGGACCCCACCUGCUUCUCCCAUUACCAAGCCGGCCGCCGGCAGCACCGCUCAGGCGAUCAAACGCACCUCCAAGCCCACCCAGUCUGUCGUGCCGUUCUCGAUCACCAAGAAGCCUCAUGGCACAACAGCGACAGUGGCCGUUGCGGCGGCCGUUGUGGCCGUUGUCUCUGCAACUUCCACGGAGCCCGAGGUGGCAGCACAGGCAGAAGCGGAGGAAGUAUCACCGGAUGUCCCAUCAGCCCCUGUCCCAGCUCUGAUCACCGUGUCUCCUCCCUCUCCUUCCCCCGUGGAGGUCACUCCACCCGGGUACCACGACACCCCAGCAGAAGAUCUUUCCUCCCCUCCACACAGCCCCAUCAUGUCAACAGCCAGUCUGCAGCAGGAUCCAAUACUUGCUGCUGUCCCCCUCAGUCCAGAACAGGAACCAAGACCUUUCCUAGCAGGACCUACCCCAGCUGUGGCCUCACUUGUAGAGUCAACAAAGUCAGAGGAGCCUGCACUGCUAAUGCCCGAGGUGUUAGAAACCUCCUCACCGGUAUCUCUCGAGGCUUCUGCCCCUCAAGGGGACGGUAUCUUCAAGGCCAACCUCAAUGAGGAUGAUGAGGAUGAGGAUGAUGAAGAGGAGGAGAGGGAAGGCAGCCAGCAGGUGUCUGUGUCAGACAUGAGCGGUACCCAGCCCACAGAGGAAUCCCGGCCCGGUUCGGCAGGGCCCGCGGGAGGGUCGGCGUGGCGAGGGGGCGGCGCUCUCCUAUCGGAGCUUGACUCCGAGGACGUGAGCUGCAGCCAACAGGGGGCGUCCGAGUUGAGCGCUCCAGGGGUCUUGGAGGGCACGGAAAGCAUGGACGACCUGGGAGACGCUAGCCUGAAGGGGGCCAUCGUGGACAUGGAAGGUGCCUCAGCUGGCUCCCCCGACUUCGAGAAGGUGCCGGACAUCCCCACGAACGAUUUUGAGGAGGAUGAGGACGAAGACGAGGACGAUGACGAUCGAGUGUGUGAUAUGGAGGUUGGGUCAGAGAGAGCGGAGGACCCGAGGAGGGUGAGGCAUGAUGAGGAGGAGGAGGAUGAAGAUGUGGAAAUGGCCAGCGAGGGCGUGACUGAGAGCGGGCUGGAGAGCUACGGGAACGCUGACGAAGAUGACUUUGCUGAAGAUGAGCGGUUGGACAACCUCAAUCGUGCUGCCCUGCUUAACCCUGCCCCCCUGCUGCCCUCGGCCGCGCAAUGGGACCAACCAAACAAUCCCUGGGCCCAGUCAUUCCAGCCAGCCCAGAAUGCCUCAGCACCUCUGUUAGCCCCCGCCAGCCCUUCAGUAGACGCCUGGCAGGCGGACUCUGAAACCCCAACCCAGUCUCCCGCCCAAGCCUGGCUAGAGCUGGGCUCAGCCCCCUUUGUUCCCCAAAAACCAGCUCUCCACAUGCCUUCAGCUAGCUUGCCGAAACUUAGUCCUGCUCAAGGCCCGGAUGAGGAGCACCAGCCUGGCCUGGGCCCCAUGCAGACCCUGGCCCCCGCACCCAUCUCUGGCCCGUUCAUGUCCCAGUCCAGCACCUUCAGCGGUGCCGACCUGGCUGCCCAUAGCAGCAGUGAGACCAGCACGCCAGAGGAGCUGCGAAACUACAACAAGGAGGGUAAGCUCCAUGAUGGGCAGGCCCCUGCUCCGGUGCUGUCCCUCCAGCCUGACCCAGAGGACCAGGACUUGGGCAUCCACCUGGACCGAGGGGAUGGGGAGGAAGAGGAGGCAGAGACCCUUCCCGCAGACGAGGUGCUGGGCGGUCCUGCUACGGCCCCCAUCUCGAACCCCUCGUCCUCAUCCACCAGUGAGGACGAGGCCAGUGACACGGAAGGCGAGGCCCAGCUGGAUGAGCCUCUGGAGGACGGCGGUAUCGUCAACGCGGCUUUCGAAGCCAAGCCUGCCGCCGCCCAGCGCUGCCUGUCUGCUCUGGAGGAAGGAGAAGAAGCGAUCGGCGAGGAGUGGGGCAGCGACACACCGCAUUCAGCCAACUCGGCUGCAUCCUACGGCUUCGAAACGACAACCACGGCGUCCAGCUCCAACGCCCACUCCACGGGCGAGAGCUGCGCCAAGAGCCCAGGCAUCUUCUCCCUGGAGGAGCUGCCAGAGGAAGACAAGGCUCCAUCCCUCAUCGGGGAGCCGACCUCCCCACGGCAGCCCUCCUCGGGUGAGCCCCUCGUAGACCUCCUGCCUCUGGGCGGAGAGGGGGGUGGUUCUCACCCUGAUGAGCAUCACUAUAUGCUGUGUGGGAGGCAGGGAGCGGAGCUGGGGGAGUUCGGGGACCUGGGGGGGUCCCUGGACCCCUCUCUGUCUCUGGGCUCUCGGCACCCAGAGCCUGGGCCUGAUGCUCAGCCGCCCUACUACUCUGCCAUCUGUGAAAAGACUGAGAACUCUCUGGCAGGGCUGAACGCGCUACCCCACAAGCACCGCCGUGACCCUGCCGCCCCCAAAUCCCACUGUGACGUUGUGACCCCGCCCAGGCUGACCUGCGCAGACCUGCCCCCCAGGAUCCCCUGCCGCCAGGCCAGCCCCCAGCUCCGCCGCCUAGAGCAGCACCAGCAGCAGCUGCUGGAGAUGCAGCAACGCCGGGAGCAGCAUAGCAAGCCGAAGGAAGGCGUGGAGGAGAGGCAGAUGAAGCAACAAGAGGAGGAGGAGGAGGGGAGGAGGAGGGAGGGGGAGGAGCUGAGACAGAGGGAGGAGCUGGACAAGCAGAGGAGGGAGCUCCAGCUGCAGCUGCAGCAGCAACAGCAGGAGCUGAAGCAGAGGCAGCAGAUCAUGCAGUGGCAGCAGGAGUUGGAGCAGCAGACUCAACAACAACCAGCAGCAGCAGGCCAGAAAGGCCAGUCUGCCGUCCUGCUGUCUCCUUCCUCCGGGCUCUGCACCAUCUACGAAGCACUGGAGAAUAGCGAGGAGGAGGAUCAGGAGGAGGAUGAAGAGGACGACCAUGUAGUAAAGGAACUGAGCAUGGAAGAGAACAGCGAUCUAACGCCAACUCUGAAGGAUGGCGACGGCCAACAAGAGAGGGCGUCGUUCAACGAAGAGGGAGAAGACACAGACCCUUCCGUCACCAGCUCCUGUCAAACCACGCCCCCUCCGGACUCCCCCCCUCAGGUGGAGCCCCGGCACUCCUCUCACGGAACGGAGAGCCCCGAGGGCGAGUCCCCUCCCCCUCCAGAGUCCCCGGAGCGGCCCCCUCCCCUGGACCUGGACUGGGGGAAGAAGGUGGACAUCGUCCAGCAACUCAUCAACCAGACCCUUCUGCUGGCCGGGGACGGCUGCUCUUCCCUGCUCCUUCUUCCAGGGGGAGGGGGAGGCACCCUGAGCCCCCUGGAAAGCAGCCUCUGGCCCAAUCUGCUGCCCCCCCUCACCCCCCCCUCGGCCACCAUCACCUCCGUCAGCAGCUUCUCCCCAGAGGCUCCGGGGAGCUCGCCACAGGGAGAGUGGACGGUGGUGGAGUUGGAGACCCACCACUGAGGGACCGUACAUGUUGAUACGCACACAGAGCACAUGGAAGCACAUAUUUACACUUUUUAUUUUUUUUUGUACCAGGGAUGGAGACACACACGAGUGGCGCACGCACAUAUAUUCACGCGUACCUAUGGUUGUGCGGAAGAUUCAACUUUGACUCUUUAUUCAUAUGCACACACCUGCACCGUUUCAUGGUACUAGGGUUUGUCACAUCACUGCUGUUCACACGCUAGACUACUGCAACGCAACACUAUGUGACCUUUUACACUGUAACCCAAUACCUGUAUUACCUCAUUUGUGCCAUCACAACUGCAUCACCACAAGUACAACACUGAUACACGACACUGAUAUCACUAAUGCGCACACACACAGGAUAGCCGUUCGAUGGGUGGCAUAAGAUAUGCAUUUGGUCAUAACACACACACACAGUACUGACUACUCUCCUGCACCUGUCUGUUUCAUGCCAAACCAAUGUGCCAUGCUAAGCUACACACCCACAGCGCCAAAAAGUCAGUUGAUCGAUUAGGUUCAAAUAGAAGGCGGUGCAUUCCAUGUACUUUAAACUAGUUCACUGGGUAAUUGUGGUGUUUAGGCUAUAGCAGCUAUAAAUGCUCCCUUGUUUUUUUUACUGAAGCCAAAAGUUAUGGUAAUUUGACCGUUAGGACACAACUACUGUUUAUUACACAGACGAACACUGAAGAGGUUUCACUACUGACUUGGCAUAGAAUGAUUGCAAUUUAUAGAUCUCAGCAUGAAGUGUCGGUACUAGACCCGUGUUCCUCUUUGAUACUGCUGACAAACUGCACAUGACUUUGUAUGGACUCUGAAUCUGUCACUCGAUGCCUGCUGUGAACUCCGGUUGAUUGAUCUGACCUCCAUAGGGCCAGAUUGUUGCUGAGGACAUGUCCCACUAGAGAAGCCUUCUGCUAGCUGUAGCUCAAACCACUCGUCGGCAAUAUUUAUUAUUCUAUUAUUAAUAAUAAUUUCUGAAUUUGAAAUGAUUAUUUAUUGACAAUGUAGACCAUUUUUCCUGGGUGGUGUUUUCAAGCACUAUUGGCUAUAAUGCGGUUCUAAGUAAGGUCAAAGGUGAUGCGGAAAUGACGUUAUGAUGUUUGUUGUAGGAAUCGGUUUGGUGAAAGCUAGCAUGUUGUCCCCAUCUGAGUGUAUCCCAGGGUGACCCCUCUCUGUGGGUACAAAUGCAAAAUGGGUGUAGUAACAGGCGUGCUGGAAUGAUAUGAAGACAUGGGAGAAAUUAGCUGGGAGAUUUGAAUGGCUCAGUGUCCAGCUGCACAAUGACUCUUGAGUACAACACUUAAACUCUGGGUCGGACCGAUUCUGCUGUGAGGUUGGUGCGUCCAGUCCAAAGGAGGAAGUAAGGAUGUAGCAAAGGAUUGAAGAGGGGAAAGUAUGAAACUGUUCAACUCUAAUAUUGUGGUAUUGAACUGGUGGUAUGUUUGUAAGUUUUGUGUGUAUCUUGUCUGUCUGUUUGUGUGGAAAUGUAUUCCCCAAAAUAUUAAUAAUUUUAGCUGCCUCAGUGGAUUGUGUUGGUGGUAAUUGAAUCAUUAUUAUGUUAUUGUAAUUAUCAUGUCCAUUCAGGUCAUAAAAUGAAGGCACAUAGACUACGAAGAAAACUACUUGUGUUUUUACAAAGAAGACUUUGUAUGAUGAAAUAUGAGGACAGGUUGUACAAGGACUUAAACUGUUUAGAUGAUGGUUCAUCUUGUGAGAGCAGUUCCACCAGGACUUGACAUGAAGAACUAGGGUACGAUGAGCCACUCUUUUUGUAGCACAUUGGGAUGGAUGACACUGCUUAGUCAUGAACCGAGGGACUUGACAAGCAAAAUGCCCUUUACUGAGGGUGGGCUAGGCUAGGCUAGCCAUAGUGUCUUAAUUUACAGCUGUCCCACAGUAAAGGCAAGAGGCAGGCGCUUGCCAGGAGAGAACUCGGGUACAUUCCAAUUUGAAGGUCGGCCAUCUUUGGGCCCUAGCUGGUGGACAGCAAGUGUAUCAGUGAAAGCUGGCCUUUUAUUCUCUGUGAUUUUUAAGUGUAAUUAUUAUAUAGUGUUUUGUAUUUCUGUAGUGCAUAUUAUUGAAAACGCCGAUAAUUUGAGCCUGUUCAUGGCAAUGAAGGGAAAUCACUGGAAUUUAUUUUGUACUGUAGAGAUAUCUAGAUUUAUGGUAGACUAUGAAGAGUAAGAUUUUAUUUAUAGAUGCAAAUCAUUUUAGGAAAUGAAGGAUACAAUUGGUUAACUAAAAUCUGAGCUGCAGAUUGAAAUGAGUCAAUAGCUUUUUAUUUUGUCAGUUUUAUUGAAUGCAAUUUGGCCUGCCUUUCUGAUGUGUUCAGCUAUUGAACAGGGAAUUGGGUCUGUGUGCUUGGGCUGCCAUGCCCCACACAAUAUUUGAUGUCUAAUUUGGAGAUCAAUCACAGAAUUUGCCUUACAGCAUCCUGGUCAUAUCUGAAAACAACUGAUACUUUUGUAACACACAAACCCACCUACUAACAUAUUAUACACACACACGUUAUACUAGUACUGCAAUUUAUGGAAAAUUACCAAUUUUGUAAAGUUUUGUAAUUUAUUUAAAAUGAAGAAAACCACUUGUGUAAUUUCUGUGAAAGUUUUGUGGAAGACAUUUAGGCAUUUUUACACAUUGUGGGGCUCAAUCAUGGCAGCUCGUAUUAUCCCUGAAGUUUUGAAUUUGUGAAUGUGUUUGUGUAAUUACUUUGAUGCAUUUACCUCUAUGAAAAUAAACUUUUCCAAAACAC
Molecule: messenger RNA, 7727 nt
Organism: Osmerus eperlanus (European smelt)
Lineage: Eukaryota; Metazoa; Chordata; Actinopteri; Osmeriformes; Osmeridae
Gene: prr36a
Product: proline rich 36a
Exons: 6
Coding region: 398-4969 (1523 amino acids)
Source: RefSeq, a predicted model, not a curated record